This is a messenger RNA of Priapulus caudatus, 1199 nucleotides long. RefSeq lists its product as uncharacterized. NCBI's taxonomy places the organism in Eukaryota, Metazoa, Priapulida, Priapulimorpha, Priapulimorphida, Priapulidae. The transcript is spliced from 2 exons. The record is from RefSeq and is a predicted model, not a curated record. The coding region runs from base 548 to 955 and encodes 135 amino acids.
CACUCAAAACUCUUAUUCAAAGCUUCCAAAUGAUGGCAGCACUGUGCAAUCUUUGUCUAUUCAUUAAUGCGGUACCGCUAUAUAUAAACACAAUUGGACAUGAGUCCCAAGCUAUGGUCCCGAGUGAAGGAAGUUAGUUCUUUAUUUUUAACUUUUAGAUGUCAGAAGUCAUCUCAGGUUUGAUGAAAAUUGCUUGGUAAACAGUAAGGAAGUUAUUUAUGGAUCACUGCAAGGACAGAAAUGUGUUAAGCAAGAGCCAGUGCUGGUCCAUUUAACAGAUCCAGCUACAGCGACAGUUAUGACAUUUCCACAUGAUGAACAUGUAUCAUUUGCAAGCAGUGAUUGUGAGUAUUUGAUUUGUAAAAAUGAUAGGGUAUAGUCACAAAUUAGAUAAUUGUCUCUGCAUUUGCAUCUCUCCUUCCCCCUCUGUCCUUUCUCUCCCCGAUGUGAGUUAUUGUCAUAAGAAAAUUAAAGGAUUGUAUACGAAAUGCAAACAUGCCAGCAAGCUCUCAUUGCGAAUACAUAACAUUCGUGAUUUCUAAUGUAAAUGCACUGUUUUUUUGCGAAUAUCACAGCUGGAGACAUAUUUGAACAUGAGCCGUAUUUGAGGAGAGUUCAGCAUGGGGGUGAUGAAUUCACACCGUCUGAUGUAGAGACAAGCCCUAGUGACUAUGCUUAUUCAGUAUGCACCCGCAAAGAAUCUAAAGACCUAUUUGAACAAGAGCCGGAGGGUGUGCAAGAACAUCCCACAAUGCGGCAGAUGCUGACGAGAGUUCAGCAUGGGGGUGAUGAAUUCACACGUUCUGAUGUAGAGACAAUCCCUAGUGACUAUGCUUAUUCGGUCACCUGCGAAGAAUGGAAGUAUAGUGUCAUGAGAAAAUUAAAGGAUUGUAUAGAAAAUCCAAACAUGCCAGCAAGCUCUCCUUGCGAAUACAUAACAAUUUGUGAUUUCUAAUGUAAAUGCACUGUUUUUUUGCGAAUAUCACAGCUGGAGACAUAAUUGAACAUGGGCCAUAUUUGAAGAGAGGUCAGCGUGGGGAUGAUGCGCUCUCUGAGGUAGAGGCAUUCCCAAGUGACGAUGAUCAGUCACGCACCCGUCGAGAAUGUGAGUUAAUUAUCACCAGCCAGAGAUCAUCAGUUUCCAUAAAAUUUAUUCUUAAAAUCAUUAAAUCAACAAAGUUACUGUAACAGCACCUCUC